AUGAAGCAACAUCUUGAUGGAUCAAAAGGCAAUGUUGAUUCAUGCAAGCGAGUACCUUCAGAUGUUUGGUUUUUGAUACAAGGAUCAUUGAAAGAAAAUGUUCAAAAGGCCAAAGAGAAGAAAGGAUGUUUUGAUAAACUUGAAGGUGAUGAUGUUGAAGACACUUCUUGUCAAGUAGGCAAAAGUAGUAAUUGUGUGAGUGCAAAUCCCAAAGGUAAAAGAAAAGCUUCUUCUGGCAUUGAAUCAUAUUUUACACAUGGAAUUGCCGAUCCUACCCAACCAAGUAUAAAAGCUUCUUUGCAAAGUAAGGAGAAAUGGCAUGAUACUGAUAUGUCAAUUGCGAUGUGGUUCUAUCAUGCAUGCAUUCCACUAAAUGCUAUUAAUUCUCCUUUUUUUCAAGUUGCAAUUAGCAAGAUAGCAAGUAUGGACCAUGGUUAUACUGGUCCUAGUUAUCAUGCAUUAAGAGUUAAUUUGUUAAGAGAUUGCAAGCAACAAGUAAAGUUGACUAUUGAUAGUUUUCAAAAAACUUGGGCUGAAACAGGAUGCACAAUCAUGGGUGAUGGAUGGACAGAUUCUAGACAAAGAUCUUUGAUCAAUUUUCUAGUAUAUUCUCCUAAAGGGAUAUCAUUUAUUAAGUCAGUUGAUGCUUCAGGGUUUAUUACAAGUGCAGAGACAUUGUGCAAUCUCUUUUCUGAAAUUAUUGAAAUAGUUGGUGCUAAAAAUGUAGUUCAUAUGGUGACAGAUAAUGGAGCAAAUUACAAGGCUGCUGGAAGGAAGAUUACAGAGAAGUAUGUUAAUAUUUAUUGGUCUCCAUGUGCCGCUCAUUCUAUAAAUUUGAUUAUGAAAGAUAUUUCUGAAAUGCCUACUGUUCAUAGCUUGGCCAUUCUUGCUUCAAAGAUAACGGUUUUCAUCUACAAUCAUAAAUGGGUUUUGAAUUGGUUGAGAAACCAACCAAAUUGGACAGAAAUUAUUCGUCCAGGAGUUACUCGCUUUGCCACUACUUUUAUUGCAUUGAAGAGUGGCAAUGAAGAUGAUAUGGUGGUCAUUGAGGAUGGUGAUAAUACAAUGGGUGGUGUCCAAGGAAUGACUACCAAUGAGUUGGAUGAAGAAAAUUGGCUUGCAUGA
Molecule: messenger RNA, 1125 nt
Organism: Dioscorea cayenensis subsp. rotundata (Guinea yam)
Lineage: Eukaryota; Viridiplantae; Streptophyta; Magnoliopsida; Dioscoreales; Dioscoreaceae
Exons: 2
Coding region: 1-1125 (374 amino acids)
Source: RefSeq, a predicted model, not a curated record